CGGUCCGAGUGAGUGUGGUUCCUGCGCCUGCAGAGUUGAGGGCUGGUGCUGCUGUUCGUGCGGUUGUGUUUUUCGCCAGUCGGCCUUCCUCCUCCGGGACCAUGGCCACCGAUUCGUGGGCCCUGGCAGUGGACAAGCAGGAAGCGGCUGUCAAGUCGAUGAGUAAUUUGCAGAUCAAGGAAGAGAAAGUCAAACCAGAUACCAAUGGUGUUAUCAAAACUAAUGCCACUCCAGAGAAAACAGAUGAAGAAGAGAAAGAGGACAGAGCCGCCCAGUCCUUACUCAACAAGCUGAUCAGAAGCAACCUUGUCGAUAACACGAACCAAGUGGAAGUCCUGCAGCGAGAUCCAAACUCCCCUCUCUACUCAGUGAAGUCCUUCGAGGAGCUUCGGCUGAAACCACAGCUUCUGCAGGGAGUCUAUGCCAUGGGGUUCAAUCGACCAUCCAAGAUACAAGAGAAUGCGUUACCCAUGAUGCUUGCUGAGCCCCCACAGAACCUGAUUGCCCAGUCUCAGUCUGGUACUGGUAAAACAGCUGCCUUCGUCCUGGCCAUGCUCAGCCGAGUGGAACCAGCAGAGAGAUACCCCCAGUGUCUGUGCCUCUCCCCAACAUAUGAGCUGGCGCUUCAGACAGGAAAAGUGAUUGAGCAGAUGGGCAGAUUUCAUCCCGAACUAAAGCUUGCUUAUGCUGUUCGAGGCAAUAAAUUGGAAAGAGGUCAGAAGAUCAGUGAGCACAUUGUCAUUGGCACCCCUGGGACCGUUCUGGACUGGUGCUCCAAGCUCAAGUUCAUUGACCCCAAGAAGAUCAAGGUGUUUGUUCUGGAUGAGGCUGACGUGAUGAUAGCUACUCAGGGCCACCAAGAUCAGAGCAUCCGCAUCCAGAGGAUGCUUCCCAGGAACUGCCAGAUGCUGCUUUUCUCUGCCACCUUCGAAGACUCUGUCUGGAAAUUUGCCCAGAAAGUGGUCCCAGACCCAAACAUCAUCAAAUUGAAGCGCGAGGAGGAGACACUGGACACCAUCAAGCAGUAUUACGUCCUGUGCAAUAGCAGAGAUGAGAAGUUCCAGGCCUUGUGUAAUAUCUACGGGGCCAUCACCAUUGCUCAAGCCAUGAUCUUCUGCCAUACCCGCAAAACAGCUAGUUGGCUGGCAGCAGAGCUCUCAAAAGAAGGCCACCAGGUGGCUCUGCUGAGUGGUGAAAUGGUGGUGGAGCAGAGGGCUGCAGUGAUUGAGCGCUUCCGAGAGGGCAAAGAGAAGGUUCUGGUCACCACCAACGUGUGUGCCCGCGGUAUCGAUGUGGAACAGGUGUCUGUCGUCAUCAACUUUGACCUUCCCGUGGACAAGGAUGGGAACCCGGACAACGAGACCUACCUGCACCGGAUCGGGCGCACCGGCCGCUUUGGCAAGAGGGGCCUGGCCGUGAACAUGGUGGACAGCAAGCACAGCAUGAACAUCCUGAACAGAAUCCAGGAGCAUUUCAAUAAGAAAAUAGAAAGACUGGACACAGAUGACUUGGACGAGAUUGAGAAAAUAGCCAACUGAGAAGCUCCUGCAGUCACUGGUGCCACCCUUGGUGCUCCCCCUGCACGGCACACUAGUGCUUUCAUGGCACAGGCCUCAACAGUCAACACAAAGAUGAAGGCACGAGUAGAGAGAAACUACCUACCUCAUUUUAAAUUACGUUUGGACUUGACAAAAAUUGCGCAAAUGAUGGGGGAAGGUAGAAGAAAAAAUUUGCAUUUUGGAAAAUUUAGUCCUUUUCCUCCCAUCCCUUUUCAAAGCCACGGUUUCCUCCGUCUUUAUAAUAACAUGCUCACUAUUGGUAAUCGCUGGCCCCAGGAUCCCCUGCCUGUUUUCUGGCUAGGGGUGUUGAGACCAGCCUCUAGCCGCUGAAGAAACGAUAGAGGUAUAGGCAGAGGACAGGAAAGGCCUGGGCAACUCAGCCGUGUGAGCUCCUGUGCGUGGGUGGAGCGUGCGGGCGGCAGCAGAGAGGCCUGAGAGCAGCACCCCCAUCCCUGACUGGGACUUGUCACGAAUGUCUCUUGCCCUUGGCCACCUUCCUUCUCCUCAAAUCCAGAGAUGUCCCAGCUGAUCCCUUUUACCUCUGUUGUCUGUGCAGAGUAUAUCCUCUCUCCCUGUGUGAGCAUCUUGGCUACUUUGUAAACCUCAGAUUUGGGGAGAACCACGGAAGUCAGUGAAUCUUCAGAGGGAAUGCUCUGGCAAGAGUGGAUGAUCUAGGGCUGCCUUCUCCUCCCGCAAUUGUUCUGUCUGCUCAGGUACCUGGUGUCACAGCAGCCAGGGGACACCGGGUGGUUUUCUGACACACGCCUGGCCAAGUGAGUUGAUUCUCACCCAUGGAUGUCACACUGUGCCUGGAGUCGAGCAGCAGAGUUUGGAAAGGAAGUUAUGACCAAGUGAAAACUCUGAUUAUGCUGUUCAUCCGUAACGUAGAUGAACUUUAAUUCAUACAUUGUCUGUAUGAAUAAGGAUGGAUAAAUUAGAGCUAUACCCAUCAUUCAUUAUGUUAAGAAAUUUAAAAAUAAUUAUGAAAUGCUUUACUAAU
Messenger RNA from Lagenorhynchus albirostris (white-beaked dolphin), 2559 nucleotides. It is a transcript of the gene DDX19A, whose product is annotated as DEAD-box helicase 19A. Gene Ontology annotation, biological process: poly(A)+ mRNA export from nucleus. The transcript has 12 exons. Gene Ontology annotation, molecular function: RNA helicase activity; ATP binding; RNA binding. Bases 102 to 1538 code for a protein of 478 amino acids. NCBI's taxonomy places the organism in Eukaryota, Metazoa, Chordata, Mammalia, Artiodactyla, Delphinidae. Gene Ontology annotation, cellular component: nucleus; cytoplasmic stress granule. The record is from RefSeq and is a predicted model, not a curated record.